GAAGCGGGAGGUGCCGGCGGGCGGAGGGCAGGGCGGCCGCGGGGCGGGAGUGCCUCCCGGCGGAGGGGCCCGUGGCGCGGCGCCGCUUCCCCGCCAUGAACAUCGACGUGGAGUUCCACAUCCGCCACAACUACCCUUGGGCUCGGCUGCCGGCCAGCGUCAAGCAGGGUCUUGGGAACUCUCAGAGGGAAUAUGAGAGGCAGGUUGUGCUCUACAGCAUCCGCAAUCAGUUGCGGUACCGGAAUAACUUAGUUAAGCAUGUCAAGAAAGAUGAACGCAAAUAUUAUGAGGAUCUCUUAAAAUACAGUCGAGAUCAUCUGAUGUUGUACCCUUAUCAUUUGUCUGACAUCAUGGUAAAAGGUCUGAGAGUGACACCAUUUUGCUAUUACACAGGCAUAAUGGAGGAUAUAAUGAACAGUGAAAAAAGCUAUGAUUCACUGCCCAACUUUACUGCUGCUGACUGUCUAAGACUUCUUGGUAUAGGAAGAAACCAGUAUAUAGAUCUAAUGAACCAAUGUAGGUCUUCAAAAAAAUUUUUCAGAAGGAAAAGUGCUCAUGAUCUGUUACCUGUGAAACCUGUGGAGAUUGCCAUAGAAGCUUGGUGGGUUGUGCAGUCUGGCUACAUCACUGAGGAUGACAUCAAGAUCUGUACUACAUCAGAGAAGUCUGCUAUUGAUAAGAUAAUUGAUUCAGGUCCUCAGCUUGCUGGCUCGUUAGACUUCAACGUAGUUCACAGUUUGUAUAACAAAGGAUUUAUUUACCUCGAUGUACCAAUAUCUGAUGACAGCUGUAUAGCAGUACCACCACUUGAAGGUUUUGUGAUGAACAGAGUGCAAGGUGAUUACUUUGAAACACUCCUGUACAAGAUAUUUGUUUCAAUAGAUGAACACACUAAUGUGGCAGAGCUUGCAAAUGUCCUAGAGAUUGACUUAUCUUUAGUGAAGAAUGCUGUCUCCAUGUAUUGUCGGUUAGGCUUUGCUCAUAAAAAAGGCCAAGUAAUAAACCUGGAUAAUCUUCAUCCAUCAUGGAAGAAUGUUCCUUCAAUAAACAGACUGAAGAGUACUUUGGACCCUCAAAAGAUGCUGCUUUCAUGGGACAGUGGGGAAAACAGAAGUCCUAUACAGGAAGCUGGGUCAUCAGCCACAGAUACAGAUACCAACAGUCAAGAUGAUCCAGCAGAAACAGCCAGUGUGAGCAGCCUGAAUCUGUCCAGUGGACACACAAAGCGUAUUGCAUUCCUGUUUGAUUCUACUCUCACUGCCUUUUUAAUGAUGGGAAACCUUUCACCAAACUUGAAGAGUCAUGCAGUUACUAUGUUUGAAGUUGGGAAACUUUCAGAUGAGAGUCUUGACAGCUUCUUGGUGGAGCUGGAAAAGGUUCAAAGCACAGGUGAAGGGGAAGCACAACGGUACUUUGAUCAUGCACUUACCCUGAGAAACACAAUACUGUUCUUGAGGCACAAUAAAGACCUUGGAGCACAAGCUGUACAGCCUGAUCAACCCAAUAAUGGGUUUCCCUUGGACCUCUUAAGAUGUGAGAGUUUGCUUGGCUUGGAUCCAGCUACCUGCAGCAGAGUUCUCAAUAAAAAUUAUACUCUGCUGGUUUCCAUGGCACCACUCACCAAUGAAAUUCGACCUAUUAGCAGCUGUACACCCCAGCAUAUUGGACCUGCAAUACCAGAAGUCAGUUCAGUUUGGUUCAAACUAUAUAUUUACCAUAUAACUGGACAAGGACCUCCCUCUCUGUUGCUCUCUAAAGGAACACGUCUUCGAAAGCUUCCAGACAUUUUUCAGGGUUAUGAUCGCUUACUAAUAACGUCCUGGGGUCAUGACCCAGGAGUAGUUCCUACUUCAAAUGUGCUCACAAUGUUGAAUGAUGCUUUAACACAUUCUGCUGUUCUAAUUCAGGGGCAUGGCAUGCACGGAAUGGGAGAAACCAUGCACAUACCCUUCCCAUUUGAUGAAGCUGAGCAGCAGGGAGACUUCUCUCGUGUGAACAUGGGCAUUCAUACAGCUUUAAAAAUACUGAGAAACAAAGUGGACUUGCAGCAUUUUUGUGGCUAUGUCACUAUGCUGAAUCCUUCGAGUCAGCACACUAACAGAAAGCUGAGCAAUGCUUCUGAAGGAAGAGGAGAGACUGAACUAGCAUCAGGUUCUGAUGUAAAUGGUAGCACUGAAUCAUUUGAGAUGGUAAUAGAAGAAACCUCAAUGGAUUCUGCAGUCAAACAAAGUCUUGAAGUACCCACAACAGAACUGGAAUGGGUUCCCCUGGAGUUAUGCUUUGGCAUUCCACUUUUCAGCUCUGAGUUGAAUCAGAAAGUCUGCAGAAAAAUUGCCACUCAUGGAUUAUGUAGAAAAGAAAGCCUUCAAAAACUCUUGCAUUCCAGUAGAAAGCUGUCUCUGCAGGUCCUUAAUUUUGUUCAUUCAUUCCAGGAAGGUAUUUCAACGCUGGAUCAGCUCCAUGAUGCUGGUUCUUCGAGUUCACUUUUGCAACCUAUUUCUGCAGAUAUGGGGGUUCCACUUCCUGCCAAGAACCUCAUGUUCAAAGAAGGUGUCUUAUCUGAAUGGAAUGGAUGGUCCCCUUCUUCAGUUUUUUUCAACCACACCUAAGGAACAGGUCAAAGAGGGACUCUCAUGCAUUGGUCACUGAAUGCCUUUCUUCUAUUCUGGUUAAUUCCUAGUGCCAGCCACUAAGAAGUGUACUGCUGCUGCAGCAUCACCCAUGUAAAAGUAGUGUUACAAAAAUGUGUUGUAUUGCAGUAUUGGAGAAGUGCUUAAAUCGUCUACAACUUGUUACUAAUUACUGCAUAUCUUGCUGCAACAGAGAGCUUUUUAGCUGUCAGCACUGUUUUUAUCUUGAGACAAUCUUUCUUUUAUAACUAAACACGCCCUUUCUAGGCUUUCUGAUGAUUGUUAAAUUUCUACACUGUCACCACAAAAUUGCAAUAGUAGUUUUCUAUGUUCGUUACUCAGACAUAAAUUCUGUUUAAUUUUGUACUGUAUUACUGAAAAUCUUUCUGUAUAAAGGUAAGAGAUUUGGCUCUUCCUCCAAAAGCUCAGUGAUACCAACUGUUAUAAAAAAAAAGGUAUCAUGAUGAUAUGGGGCAUUAAGAGUUGUUGAAUUCUGUAGUUCAGCUGAACACUGGGGCCUUGACAAAUCAGUACAAUGCAAACAGAUUUGAUGUUUACAGGAGGCUUGUAGUGUAGACUUGGAGGCCUGCUGAACACUUAAGGCCACUUGAAGAUGAGUGGUGCACUUCCAUCCCUGGCAGAAUUUGAUGGAAUUGUGGAACUACAGAAGGGCUGAAGUGGUUGGUGCUGUUCCUGGGGUUCUUCAUGAUAAUGGAUUUAUCCUGCUCUUUGUAUGAAGCCAGGAGUGUCUGAGGUUUGAUUGCACUGGAUUAGUCCCUCAUUGUUAUAUGAAGCUGGUGAUGAUUCCUGUGGGAAAACUGAUGUCAUAAUUUGAGAUUAAGGUAGGUAACUAUAUCUGUCCUGUUAAUUAAUGUUUGAAAAACCAGAGCUCUUGAUUUUUCACUUGACAGUCAUUAGCAAAGGAAGAUGAUAGCAGAGGAUGUGUAGGCAGAGACUUCUUUGAAUCUGAUUUCCUUGAACCAUUAGCUGCUGGUGUGACAAACAUUAGCAGUGAACUGUUUGAUCUAAAAUCAUGUUCUGGCUCUCUUCAAAGGGCAUGAUUUUGUGUAGCAUGGUUUCACUUUGUGUUGGGCAUUAACAGCUUCUUGCCAGCUUAAAAAAGACUGUCCCCAAUAGCACACGAGAACGAGAGAUGUAAAAUGGUGACCUUUUACCCAGCUGUAUGAAGUACUCUGCCAACUCCCUUCUUUACUGGAACUGCCUUGUUUUAAAUAGUCAUAAUGAAAGGUGAGACUUAACUGCCCUGUCACUACCAGCCUACAGUACAUAAUGGACUGAGAAUCCGUGGAGUAGAUGGUGCUGGACAACAGCAAGGAUUAAAAUGGCAAUAUUUCUGUUGUAUCAGUUCUGUGUGGCUGUGAGAAAAAAACAUUACAGAGACUGGGAAAGAACAAGCAUACCACAAUUGGAUAAUGCAGUGGCUUCAGUUACAACUGUGAAAAUUCCAUCCUUGCUUUCCUUUGCUUUAUAUACAUUCCUGAAGUGUGUGAGACUUGCGCUCUGAGAAACUAUAGGUCUAUAGUAUUUCAGUUUGCUCAGUGCUGCUCUCUUACAUCUAUUGGUUUUGUAUUUUACCAGCAGCAGCUGAACUUGGUAUUCUGCUUAUAUUACAGGGCUAGAUUAUCUAUAUAAAGUUGAUAAUUUACAGUGACUUUGUACUGGACAUGUAUACUAUCCAUAGUGCUUUUUUUAAGUUGCCUUAUUUACUUCAAAAGAAGUUAAAGAGGAGAAUUUAAUGUCAAGCUGCUAUAAAUGGCAGAGGAAACAUUUACUGUGAGAGUUAUGUGAGGAUUAAGCCAAUAUCUAGCACUGUAGAGGAAUUAAGCAGUAGGCAAUGGCUUGUGCUGUCAGUACUAUAGGUGUUACUUUUAAAUGCUACAGUGAGCUGUAGUAGAUGAGCUCGUUUGGCAUAUUGUAUGGAAUUUUGCCAUGUACUAUCUAUACCAGUAUGUAAAGUGAUGAUAAUGCAAGUUGUAUGGAAGUUUGAAAAUGGAUGAAAAUUUCUUGUUCUCACUGCAUAUUCUUCAGUGUUACUAAGUGAAGGAUUUAUUAGGUUGUCUAAAGUUUCUAAAUAAAAGUAGUCUGUCCAGAGUUUAAUACCCAUACAUCUUACAGUUAAUGAUGAGAAUUACAGAUAUGUUGCAGUUUUUUAGAACUCAAGCCACACUGAUGUAGGUGCUUCAACUCUAGUUUAGGAGCUUAGAUGUUCAAGUCUGAAUAUCUGAAAUUUACUGAGUAGAUUGCAACCAAAGAAGUCCAUAGAAUACCUGAAACUCAGCUACAGCUUCAGUGCUUGGGAUGGUCCAGAGGCUUUACUCAAAGUAUGUGACUUGUUUUAAAUGUGGUGUAAAAACGAGAUCUCAAAGAUCUUCAUACCAAAAGAGUCUAUUUUCUAUGUAUUGCAAAUAAAGACAAAUUAAAUCAACUUAUUUUCUUCAGGUAGUUUUCUUGAAAGUGGGGGAAAAUCACAUGUAUUAGAUGUUGUAAAGCUAUUUUAAUUUUCUGUCUUCAGCAAGAUUUUUAGCUUGCAGAAGAGAAGUUGGCUCAGUGCUCUGGUGCAACCCAAGUAGUAUUCUUUCUAGAUGGCUUUACCUGAAGAUGUUCAGGAGCCAACUAGGAAGUGCUAUGCUUUGUUAUCAGGUUGUUUUGGUUUGUUGUUUUUCUUUUUUUUAACCACAACAUUAUUUUACAGUUUUUUUUUUCUUUUAUUGUUUUCAAAUUUUCCUUCUUCAGUGUACAAGAUGGUUUGUAUUUUGAAGGUUUUAAAAAAGGCUGUAACAGAAUACAGUUGCACUCUUGUAGUGGGACAUUGUUAAUAUUAUACAGCGAAUUGUACAAAUUCUGUGUUCAGUUAAAUUAUUGGCACUUGUGACAAUUGUUUACAAAUAAACUGUGAUGUAGGUCAAA
Messenger RNA from Calypte anna (Anna's hummingbird), 5558 nucleotides. RefSeq names its product family with sequence similarity 91 member A1 (gene FAM91A1). Gene Ontology annotation, biological process: intracellular protein transport. Bases 96 to 2609 code for a protein of 837 amino acids. The record is from RefSeq and is a predicted model, not a curated record. NCBI's taxonomy places the organism in Eukaryota, Metazoa, Chordata, Aves, Apodiformes, Trochilidae. Gene Ontology annotation, cellular component: trans-Golgi network; cytoplasmic vesicle. The transcript is spliced from 24 exons.